This is a messenger RNA of Camelina sativa (false flax), 1179 nucleotides long. The record is from RefSeq and is a predicted model, not a curated record. NCBI's taxonomy places the organism in Eukaryota, Viridiplantae, Streptophyta, Magnoliopsida, Brassicales, Brassicaceae.
AUGCCACCAGGUGCCAUACCGCCAGGUGCCAUACCGCCAGGUGCCAUACCGCCAGGAUCCAUACCGCAAGGAGCCACACGUUGUACAAGCGCAGCAUCUUCACACGCAAACAACGACAGCCAGCGAACUCUCGAUGCAUUGCUGAGUGCUCCUGAAAGAGAAUCCCAGCCACACCUCAACCCGAGAAAACUCAAUGGAGCUUUAUGGUUUGGUGUUGACCCCUCUGUCUACAAGUUUGUUCGAACAACAUGUAAAGCAAAUUUCAUGGGACCAUGGAGGAACUGGUCAGAUGUUCCUGAUGAGAGGACAUAUAUUUGGUGGCAAUCUUUUGUGCAACACUUCUACUGGGAACCUCGUUUUCAUGACACUGUCUACUACCAUUGGAAGCAGCACACUAUGACUUCAGUUUGUGAUCACAUCAGCAAAAAGAAGAGGGCAAAUAAGAAACCCAAGUACAUUGGCGAGGCUGAUUGGGACACUCUAAUGGAGUAUUGGGGAACAGAAACAACAAAUAAGAAGAGCAAGAAUGCUGCUGCAAGCCGCUUAUCUAAUCCUGAUGGCAAAGGGAUUCACAAGCAUUGUGCAGGUCCUAAGUGUUUUUUUCAGAUUGAGCAUGAGAUGAUGAUUGAGUCUGGAUCGGAUGAACCACCAGCCUACACUGAUCUUGUGCGGAACACACACACACGCAAAGAUGGAACUUUCAUCGACCAUCAUGUUGAUUGUCUUGUCAACGAAGUAGAGGAUGUUGUUUCACAGAUUACAACUGAAGAUGGUUCUCCGCACAGCCAAACUGCCACAUCUGCUAUUCCUUCUCGUGUUCUGUUGAACAAAGAAUAUCUGAAGCGUGGACAGUCUAAAAAUGGGUAUGUCUAUGAAAUCGGCAGUGUUCAAUACCAGGAAAUCAAUCCAUCUGAGAAAGUAGCUGCUUCUAUUUCUCGCAACCUCGACACGGAAGUGCGUAUCUCUAGUUUGGAGACAAACUUCAAGACGCUCAACACCAAUGUUGCAGAUUUGAAUACUUCUACAACAGCUGCUCCUGCUCCAGCUUCUACAACAGCUGCUCCUGCUCCAGCUUCUCCUACUCCAGCUUCUCCUACUCCAGCUUCUACAACUCCUGCUUCAGCUCCAUCUUCACACCAAGGCAACUUAUAUGCUUGGUGUGCAUCAUUCGGUAUUUAA